UGGAUUCCGCUAUGGUCAUUUGAUCGUCUCCUGUUAGCGUUAGGUUCUUAUAAUUGUUUUUUUUUUUGUUCACUUUUUGUUUAUUGUGAGCAAAUUUUUAUUCGUCGUUAUUACGUAUAUUUGUUAGACACAAAAGUUAAGCUAAGCACACUGCCUAUUAUUUUAGAAUUAAUGAUGAAAAACGCAAAGGCCAAAAAUUCAAGAACUUGCUUGGGACAGAACUUUAGCGAUCAAUGUGGAUUAUUUGACGUUGUCGUUCGACCGAUGCUACAGCAGGGGCACGAGGGAGAAUUAUGCAGUUGGUUGAAAGAAAUGAGUUUGAUUUGUACAGUCUCCAACUGUCCUCAUGCGGAUUGUAAAGGACGAAGUUUAAUAUGGAACCCUGCAAGAAUUGUAGACAAAUAUAUUUGGUCUUGUCCUGACUGUAUGAGAAAACAGUCCAUAAGGGAGAAGUCUUUCUUUCUUGGAAUUAAAUGUGAUCUGAAAAUGUGCCUUCAACUGAUAUUAGGAUGGUGUCAAAAAAUUCCUUUUGAAGAUACCUCUUCUUAUAUAGAUGUAAAGAAACAUGUUGCAAGAAAGAUAUAUGAGCGGUGUGACGAAGUUUCUGCAAUUUAUGUUAAAAAACAUCCAGAGGAUUGGUUAUUAGGUAGCGAAGGUGCAAUAUUAAUUGUGGAUGAAUUUCCUGGUGGUUAUAUGAUGGAACAUCAGCCAGAUAUAAAUUCUACCAAGAAACGUAAUAAUAAUUUGCACACAAUAAUAUGUGUCGCAGAAGCAAAUACUAUACCACCUCGCAUAUGGUUACAUAUGAUUGAGGCUAUACCAGAGCCACAAAAAAUGGACAAACUACAAACAGGAGUUGAUAAGAGUAACAUGGUAAAAGAAGCUUUAAAAGAAAUUACAAGGCAUAUAAUACCAGGAAGUUAUAUAGUAGCAAAUGAUCGUGCUCGUUGCUGCAGUUAUGAAUCUUUACAGAGUCUGAGGCAAUACAAAAUUAUCAGUGUCGAACAGCUACAGAAGUUCGAUCCACCUGGUAAAAAUAAACUCCUUAACAAUCUCGAAACGAUUUGGCAAAGUGCGAUUGAAAUUUGUGAAGAAGUUCAAGAAGCUACUCAUACAUCGGGCCAACAUAUCAUUGCUAGGCAUUUGUGGAGACAAAAAUUUGGUGUAUCACCUUCUUCCGCGUUUCAAGAUAUGUUGAAUCACAUUGCGGAAUAUUAUCGAUUUUCUUAAAGUUUGGCACAAAUAUUGAAAUCAACAUUACUAUCGCUGUCACAUAUGACAAAAUAUUUUUUUUUAUCGAUUUAUUAUCGAUUUUUUUAAAG
Molecule: messenger RNA, 1322 nt
Organism: Cyphomyrmex costatus
Lineage: Eukaryota; Metazoa; Arthropoda; Insecta; Hymenoptera; Formicidae
Exons: 5
Coding region: 172-1230 (352 amino acids)
Source: RefSeq, a predicted model, not a curated record